Molecule: messenger RNA, 3252 nt
Organism: Amphiprion ocellaris (clown anemonefish)
Lineage: Eukaryota; Metazoa; Chordata; Actinopteri; Pomacentridae
Gene: spire2
Product: spire-type actin nucleation factor 2
Exons: 15
Coding region: 152-2512 (786 amino acids)
Biological process (GO): cleavage furrow formation; polar body extrusion after meiotic divisions; actin filament polymerization
Cellular component (GO): cell cortex; cytoplasmic vesicle membrane
Molecular function (GO): actin binding
Source: RefSeq, a predicted model, not a curated record
UGGAAACUUGACGCGCGGUCAAGACGCGCUGCAGCUGCGGCGGUAAAACGGACGUCAGGCGGCGGAGCGCAGCAGACCGGGCCGAGCGGCGGACAGCACGGAUGGCUCCGGUACGGACCGACUGAAGGAUGGGCUCCGCGGCGACGCAGCCAUGGCCAGAUUCACCAACAGAAGCGCCGAGGACGGGGACCCACGGGUGACCGCCCCCACAGACCGGGGCGAGCCGCGGGACCUGGCCGAGCCCCGGGAACUGUCUCUGGAGGAGGUGCUGAAGUCGUACGAGCAGCCCAUCAACGAGGAGCAGGCUUGGGCGGUGUGCUACCAGUGCUGCAGCGGGCUCCGGCCGCCCCGCCCGCCGGCCCCGAGGGUCCGCCGGGUGAAGGAGCCGUCCUCCAUCCUCCUGCACCGGGACGGAACCGUGUCACUGCGGCCGGAGCCCCAACACGACGAUGACGCUGAUGGACCUCCUCUUCCAGCUGCUGCAGAGCGACAGCUGGUGCAGUCUCUGGGCGUGGCCAUCUACAGAGCUCUGGACUGGGGUCUGGACGACAGCGAGGAACGAGAGCUGGGCCCUCAGCUGGAGAGGCUCAUCGAACGGAUGGCCGGAGGCGACCAGAGCCACGACGGCGCCACCAACGGGACGACGGACGAAGGCUACAGCGGCCAGGAGGAGGAGGAGGAGGAGCAGGAGGAAGAGGAGGAGGAGAAGGAGGAGGAGGUGGUCCGGCCGGUGUGCUCGUUCCGCCAGGUGAUGGCGCUGUGUUCGUCCAGACUGUCGGAGCCCAGCCUGGCUGCUGAGCACUACCAGGCCGUCUGCAGGGCUCUGUACGUGGAGACGCUGGAGCUGCAGACCUUCCUGACCAAGAUCAGAGACGCCAAGGAGAUGCUGAAGAAGAUCUCGUCUGAAGAGAGUCUGGAGGACAAAUCCACGGCAGAACUGGACGCUCUGAAGCACCGAGACUGGGCCCGUCUGUGGGUGCAGCUGAUGAAGGAGCUCCGUCAGGGUGUGAAGCUGAAGAAGGUCCAGGAGCAGAACUUCAACCCGCUGCCCACCGAGUUCAGCCUGACGCCCUUCGAGAUGCUGAUGCAGGACAUUAGAGCUCGAAAGUACCAGCUGCGCAAAGUCAUGGUUGAUGGAGAUAUUCCCACCAGAGUGAAGAGAAACGCUCAUGAACUGAUUCUGGACUUCAUCAGAUCCAGGCCUCCUCUCAAACCGGUUUCAGAGCGAAGCCUUCCUCCUCCUCCUCCUCAGCACCAGUCGCUCCAUGAACGAGUUCUGGCCGAGAUCAAGCAGGAGAGGAAACUCCGACCGGUGGAGCCGCCGAGCGCCAGACCGUUCGGCUCGCUGCCCUGCCUCGCUCAGACGUGUCCCUGCAGUGUCAAAUCCACGUCCUGCAUCGACCUGUCGCUGUCGGAUCCUCGGCCUCCGGCUCGACCUCGAAUCCUGCUCAAGGCGCCGACGCUGGCCGAGAUGGAGGAGAUGAACAUAUCGGAGGAGGAGGAGUCUCCAGAUAACGGUGAGCUGAGGAGGACUGAAAGCUCCCCGACUCCCCUGAAGAGGGACCGGUCGUUCUCCGAACACGACCUGGCCAUGCUCCGAGGAGAGAUGCUGCCUUCACUGUCCGAGUCCACCCAGCUGGGAGGGACGGUCCGACUGAGGGGCGAGAGGCCGAGAUCCAGAACUCUGACCGGAGCCGGACCUCAUUACAGAGCCUCCUUCCCUGUCCAUGGCUGGGUUCCUCCUUCUCCGGCUCGACUCUCUCUGAGCUCCGUGGACGAAACCAGCGAAGGACCGGAGGCCACGGCCGGAUCCAGGACCGGAGACGAGCAUCAGUGGAUGGAGGAGUUCAGUCAUCCCGUGGAGAGUCUGGCCCUGACGGUUGAUGAGGUCAUCAAUGUGCGACGGGUUCUGGUCAAAGCGGAGAUGGAGAAGUUCCUCCAGAGCAAAGAGCUCUACAACAACCUGAAGAAAGGAAAGGUUUGCUGCUGCUGUAGAGUCAAGUUUCCUCUGUUCUCGUGGCCGUCCACCUGCUUACUGUGCAAAAGAUCAGUUUGUGGAUCCUGCAGUGCAAAGAUGAAGAUUCCCUCUAAGAAGAUGGCCCAUAUCCCCGUCUACACUGUCGGCUUCCACAGCACCCCAAAGAGCCACGGACACAAAAGCCAAGUUUAUAAGUCUCUGCGUAGUUUGUCUCGCCGCUCGGUGGAGGAGGAGUUUCCUCACCUGUACGCUCACGGCUGCACGCUCAGAGACGUCUGCGCCGAGUGCACCAAGUUCGUGGCCGACGUGAUUUCAUCGAGCCGCCGCAGCCUGGACAUCCUGAACAACACGCCCAAGAGGGAGGCCCGACCCGCUGCUGCUGCUACUGGUUCUGCUGGUUCUACUGGUUCUACUGGUUCUGCUGGUUCUACUGGUCCUGGUUCUGCUGCUCCUCAGAGGCCUCAGCUGCAGCGUCAGGCCAACCUCGAGGCCUUCCCUCCACCUCACCACGCCGAGAGCAUCAGCGACCAAUGACACUUUAUCUGACACACUGUGCACUCUUCCACAGGAACAGUACGGUCCUCUAAGCGUCCUCUAGGGUUCUUUAAGAGUUCUUUAAGGGUUCUUUAAUGGGUUCAUGCACAGCAGAGUGGUUCUAAACGAGUGAAGGGUGCUUCUCCGAACGCUGCUGGGUCGUUUAAAAGUUACGCUCUCAUAUAAAAACUGUUUUCUGAACCCUUUCCAGCCAGAAUCUCAGCACCUCCUCAUCUUCCUCCUCAUCCUCACCCAUCAUCUUCUCCCACGUCUCACCCUCAUGGAGGCCCGACGCUGUUUCAUCCGCAGCAUGACUCCGCCCUCAGAUCAGCCGGAGGUAGCAUAGAGCCGUUAGCAUUUUAGCUCCCUGUGGUUGCCUUGUUUUUGUCAUGAAUGUAACUUAGAGAAUCGUAAAAGCUUGUACACGGCGUUUAUUUUCAAUCAUCCUAAAAUAAAAAAAGGGAUUUGUAACGAGUAGCUGCUGCUGCUGCUGCUGCUGCUGCUGCUUAACGAGGAAUCUUUCCUGCCAUCCUGUGCUCAUGAAGUCCGGCUGGACGAGGUCUGACGGCGGCGGCGACACUGUGAAUGUAAACGGGUGAAGCUGCACCUUUAAACCGACGUGAAGCAAGCAGACCAAACCCCGCCUCUGUCACUCUCCCCACGGACGCUUCUGCAAUCUGCUCUGGUUUUGUAAACACUAAGUAAACCUCAGCUGCAAUAAAACCUGAUGACAGACACGA